AUGGAAAAAAAUUCAUACAAAAUAUUUAAAAUUUUAUAAUAUGUAAAAAUUGGUGGAAAUAAAAUUGGUGACGAAGGUGUAUCAGGCUUAGGUUCUGCUUUAGCAAAUUGGAAUGAAAUUGGUGCAAAAGGUGUAUCAGGCUUAGGUUCUGCUUUAGCAAAGUGCAUUAAUCUCUCAAAUUUGACACUUUACCUUAGUGGAAAUAAAAUUGGUGCAAAAUGCGCAUCAGGCUUAGGUUCUGCUUUAGCAAAGUACAUUAAUCUCUCAAUUUUGACACUUAAUCUUGGUUAUAAUUAAAUUGGUGACGAAGGUGUAUCAGGCUUAGGUUGUGCUUUAGCAUAGUGCAUUAAUCUCUCAAAUUUGACACUUGACCUUUAUUAGAAUUAAAUUGGUGUAAAAGGUGCAUCAGGCUUAGGUUAUGCUUUAGCAUAGUGCAUUAAUCUCUCAAAUUUGACACUUAAUCUUGUUGGAAAUAAAAUUGGUGACAAAGGUGCAUCAGGCUUAGGUUCUGCUUUAGCAUAGUGCAUUAAUCUCUCAAAUUUGGCACUUGAUCUUGGUUGGAAUGAAAUUGGUGCAAAAGGUGCAUCAGGCUUAAGUUCUGAUUUAGCAAAUUGCAAUAAUCUCUCAAAUUUUACACUUAAACUUAAUUAUAAUUAAAUUUGUGCAAAAGGUGCAUCAGGCUUAAGUUCUGCUUUAGCAAAGUGCAUUAAUCUCUCAAAUUUGACACUUGACCUUGAUGAAAAUUAAAUUGGUGAUGAAGGUGCAUCAGGCUUAGGUUCUGCUUUAGCAAAGUGCAUUAAUCUCUCAAAUUUGACACUUAAAUUUAGUAAUAAUAAAAUUGGUGACGAAGGUGCAUCAGGCUUAGGUUCAGCUUUAGCAUAGUGCUUUAAUCUCUUAAAUUUGGCACUUGAUCUUGGUAGAAAUUAUAUUGGUGACAAAGGUGUAUCAGACUUAGGUUCUGGUUUAGCAAAGUGCAUUAAUCUCUCAAAUUUGGCACUUGAUCUUAGUUUGAAUAAAAUUGGUGACAAAGGUGUAUCAGGCUUAGGUUCUGCUUUAGCAAAGUGCAUUAAUCUCUCAAAUUUGACACUUAUACUUGAUUAAAAUAAAAUUGGUGACAAAGGUGUAUCAGGCUUAGGUUCUGCUUUAGCAAAGUGCAUUAAUCUCUCAAAUUUGACACUUAACCUUUAUAAUAAUUAAAUUGGUGACGAAGGUGCAUCAGGCUUAGGUUCUAGUUUAGCAAAUUGCAUUAAUCUCUCAAAUUUGAAACUUAACCUUUAUAAUAAUUAAAUUGAUGCAAAAGGUGCAUCAGGCUUAGGUUCUGCUUUAGCAAAGUGCAUUAAUCUCUCAAAUUUGACACUUGACCUUUAUAAAAAUUAAAUUGGUGACGAAGGUGCAUCAGGCUUAGGUUCUGGUUUAGCAAAUUGCAUUAAUCUCUCAAAUUUGACACUUGACCUUUAUAAUAAUUAAAUUGGUGACAAAGGUACAUCAGGCUUAAGUUCUGUUUUAGCAAAUUGCAAUAAUCUCUCAAAUUUGACACUUAAACUUAAUAGAAAUUAUAUUGGUGACAAAGGUGUAUCGGACUUAGGUUCUGCUUUAGCAAAGUGCAUUAAUCUCUCAAAUUUGACACUUGACCUUGAUUAGAAUUAAAUUGGUGCAAAAGGUGCAUCAGGCUUUAGUUCUGGUUUAGCAAAGUGCAUUAAUCUCUCAAAUUUGACACUUAAUCUUGGAAAUUAUUAUUUUGGUGACGAAGGUGCAUCAGACUUAGGUUCUGCUUUAGCAAAGUGCAUUAAUCUCUCAAAUUUGACACUUUACCUUAGCUUUUUGAAUAAAUCAUAAAAAUUCAAAAUAAUAAGUAAGUGUCUUAAAUCAAAAAGAUUAGUUGUCUUUAACAAAAAUUUCUAUUGA
Tetrahymena thermophila SB210 is the source of this 1905-nucleotide messenger RNA. Its product is annotated as kinase domain protein. NCBI's taxonomy places the organism in Eukaryota, Ciliophora, Oligohymenophorea, Hymenostomatida, Tetrahymenidae. The record is from RefSeq and is a predicted model, not a curated record. The transcript has 22 exons. Gene Ontology annotation, cellular component: perinuclear region of cytoplasm; cytosol; nucleus. Gene Ontology annotation, biological process: nucleocytoplasmic transport; activation of GTPase activity. Gene Ontology annotation, molecular function: GTPase activator activity; small GTPase binding.